UGCUCCAGGGACAUCGAUGAUGGGACAGCCUGCUGACUGUCCAUAAGUAGUGACAGUUUAGCUAACCAGUAAAGGAACUAAAAGGUAUUUAAAAAUCAAGAGGAUUCAGGAAGUUCAUAGGGCUGUUUUGCAACUUCAUUUGGUGCUUUUGCAAAGAGAACAAAAACACUUUCCUCUUCCUUCAAAGAGUGACCCUACAGGCUGAGGUGAUGGGGGACAAGAAAAACAUGGAGAAGGUUCCUCUAGUAGAAGAAACAAAGGUGAAGGUGCUUCAUGAAACUGAGGCCACCCUCGAUGUUGAUGGCGUAACUGAUUACAGCCUCACUGGAGCAAACUCCAUCUACUCAGCAAUUCUCAGCAGAAACGAGGCCGUCAAAGAUGCCAAGCGUUUGAAGACGUUUUUGGAACUGCGAGAUAAAUAUGUGAAGAAGAAGGUUUUGUUUGAGGAUCCUCUGUUCCCUGCAAAUGACUCGAGUCUUUUCUACAGUCACAAACCUUCGAUGAAGAUUGAGUGGAAACGUCCCACAGAAAUCUGUGAAAACCCUCAGUUCAUCAUAGAUGGAGCCAACCGAACUGACAUCUGCCAAGGAGAACUGGGUGACUGUUGGCUGCUUGCUGCCAUCGCCUGUCUCACCCUGAGUGAAAAGCUGCUGUACAGAGUCAUUCCACCAGAGCAAAGUUUCACAGAAAACUAUGCUGGCAUCUUUCACUUCCAGUUCUGGCGUUAUGGUGAAUGGAUUGAUAUAGUUGUGGACGACCGGAUCCCCACCUGCAACAACCUGCUAGUUUUCACCAAGUCAUUCAGAGAGAAUGAGUUCUGGAGUGCCCUUUUGGAGAAAGCUUAUGCCAAGCUGCAUGGGUCUUAUGAAGCACUGAAAGGGGGGAACACGUUGGACGCCAUGGAGGAUUUCACAGGAGGAGUCACCGAGCUCUUUGAGUUGUCCGAGGCGCCCAAAGGCCUGUUCAUCAUCAUGAAGAAAGCACUGGAGAGGGGCUCACUGAUGGGCUGCUCCAUUGAUGUCACAACAGCCAAUGACAUCGAGAGCCGGACAAAUCAAGGGCUUGUCAGAGGUCACGCCUACUCCAUCAUAGCCCUGGAAGAGUGUGACCAGGUUUCAGAGGACGGCAAAAUUCGCCUGAUUCGUUUGCGCAAUCCCUGGGGUUGGGUCCUCUGGAAGGGACCCUGGAGUGUGAAUUCAAAGGAGUGGUCGACCGUCUCCACUGCAGACAGGGAUAAUCUGAAAAAACAGACGUUGGAGAUGAGUGAGUUCUGGAUGUCUUUUGACGAUUUCAAGAAAAAUUUCACUAAACUUGAGAUGUGCAACUUAACCCCUGAUGCUCUCACGGGGGACGAGAGACAAAGCUGGACGGUGUCAAUCAACGAGGGUCGCUGGGUGAGGGGCAGCUCUGCUGGUGGCUGCAGAAAUUUUCCAGACACAUUUUGGACCAACCCUCAAUACCGGCUGCGGCUGUACGAAGAGGACGACCCCGAGGAAGAGCAGGUACUCUGCACAGUUGUGGUGGCUCUGAUGCAGAAAGGUCGGAGGAUGCAGCGCCAUGCUGGAGCCAAAUUCCUCACCAUUGGAUUUUCCAUUUAUGAGGUGCCAAAAGAGUUGCAGGGGCAGAAUCAGCAUCUGCAGAAGGACUUUUUCCUCUACAAUGCCUCCAAAGCAAAGUGCAAGGCCUACAUUAACCUGCGGGAGGUAACAGAGCGUUUCCGUCUCCCUCCGGGGGAGUACGUCAUCCUGCCUACAACCUUUAAAGCUCAUGAAGAAGGAGAGUUCCUCCUGCGGGUUUUCUCUGAGAACAAAAGCACAUCAGAGGAGGCAGAGACCAGCAUUGACAAAAUUGAGAAAGGAAAGCCAAUCGUGUUUGUGUCCGACAGAGCACGCACCAAUAAAGAAAUUGAGCACGAGGGCAUUCGGGGAGAAAAGAAAAAGAAACCAAAGCGUAAACCGCUACAAGCCGUGGAAGAGACUGAGGAGGAAAAGCAGUUCAGAGUCAUUUACCAAAAGAUUGCUGGUGAGGACAUGGAGAUCUGCGCCAGCGAGCUGAUGGCGAUCAUGAAGAACGUACUCUCCAAGCAUAGCGAAAUAAAGUCAGACGGCUUUAGUCUUGAGACAUGCCGCAGUAUGAUUGCUUUGAUGGAUACUGAUGGGUCUGGAAAGUUGAACCUGCAGGAGUUCAAACAUUUGUGGAAAAAGAUCAAGGAGUGGCAGCUCAUCUUUAAGCGCUACGAUAAAGAUGGAAAGUGCUCCAUCAGCAGUUUUGAGAUGAGGAAUGCUGUAAAUGACGCAGGGUUUAAUCUCAACAAACAGUUAUAUGACAUCAUCGCCAUGCGCUAUGCAGACAAGCACCUCAACAUCGACUUUGACAGUUACAUCUGCUGUUUCGUAAGACUGGAGGGCAUGUUCAGAGCGUUCAAUGCGUUUGAUAAAGAUGGAGAUGGAAUAAUCAAACUCAACGUGCUCGAGUGGCUUCAGCUGACCAUGUACUCUUAAAUCACCAACUUGUGGAGAAAAUGAAAACAUUUUUUGUUGUUGACGUGACUGAACUUUCACUUUUUAGCCAAGGAUGGUUCAAAUUUUGGAUUAACCGCUUCACUUUGCAAUGAAUUUUAAAUUGCAUCUUUGAUGCAAUUCUGCUUAUAAAUAUGAAGACAUUGCAGUAUUUUAAAUCAAGAUAAACCUUUGAAUCUGU
This is a messenger RNA of Oryzias latipes (Japanese medaka), 2700 nucleotides long. The record is from RefSeq and is a predicted model, not a curated record. Lineage: Eukaryota; Metazoa; Chordata; Actinopteri; Beloniformes; Adrianichthyidae.